Molecule: messenger RNA, 5095 nt
Organism: Artibeus jamaicensis (Jamaican fruit-eating bat)
Lineage: Eukaryota; Metazoa; Chordata; Mammalia; Chiroptera; Phyllostomidae
Gene: ENTPD5
Product: ectonucleoside triphosphate diphosphohydrolase 5 (inactive)
Exons: 16
Coding region: 521-1807 (428 amino acids)
Biological process (GO): nucleoside diphosphate catabolic process
Cellular component (GO): membrane
Molecular function (GO): UDP phosphatase activity; GDP phosphatase activity
Source: RefSeq, a predicted model, not a curated record
GCGGGGAAGCCUGAGCGGUCUGGCCCCGGGCGUCGGCGCGACGUCUGCGGGUCCCGUGCCUCUGGAGGCGCGAGGUCCAGGCGCCCUCGCCUUAGGAGUCUUGCUACCUUACCCGUCCGCCCGCCCCUCCAGUUUUGUAGCGCUCAGCGGGUGUCCGGCGCAUCCUCCCCUUUCCUCACUCUCUAGCCUGCGUGGCCGUGGCCGCCUGGCUAUCGUCCGGCUGACGCCCCUGCUCCGCUUUAGCUUAUCCUGAACCUGCCCUGACUCGUUUGGUUUCCUUCUUCAGUCUUGCUAAUUCUUUUGAAGAGUUCCCGGUCAACAUAGAAAUGUGGAGUGCCUUGGCUGAAUCCUCCUGUGGACAAGAUCAUUAUGGGCCUGUUAUUUAACUUCCUCUGCAUGACCAGCCUAUUUGUUGUAAGAGAAGAAUCAGCCAAAGGGUGUAAUUUGAGAUCCACUGCAGGUGUUUGAGCAGCUCUGCUUCUGCAACAAAAGCCUAGACUCACCACAUCUUGGGACGAGAAUGGCCACUUCCCGGGGGGCAGCCUUUUUCAUGCUGGUGGCAUCCUGUGUGUGCAGCACCGUCUUCCACGGAGGCCAGCCGACUUGGUUUGAAGGUGUCUUCCUGUCUUCCAUGUGCCCCCUCAAUGUCAGUGCCAGCACCUUUUAUGGGAUUAUGUUUGAUGCAGGCAGCACUGGAACACGAAUUCAUGUUUACACCUUUGUGCAGAAAAUACCAGGACAACUUCCAGUUCUGGAAGGAGAAAUUUUUGAUUCUGUGAAGCCAGGCCUUUCUGCUUUUGUAGAUCAACCUAAACAGGGUGCUGCGACUGUUCAAGAACUCUUAGAGGUGGCCAAAGACUCAGUCCCCCGAAGUCACUGGAAAAGGACCCCAGUGGUCUUGAAGGCAACAGCGGGACUGCGCUUACUGCCAGAAGAGAAAGCCCAGGCUCUGCUCUUUGAGGUAAAAGAGAUCUUCAAGAAGUCUCCUUUCCUGGUACCAGAUGACAGUGUUAGCAUCAUGGACGGAUCCUAUGAAGGCAUCUUAGCUUGGAUCACUGUGAAUUUUCUAACAGGUCAGCUGCAUGGUCACAGCCAGGACACUGUCGGGACCCUGGACCUGGGGGGGGCCUCCACUCAAAUCACGUUCCUACCCCAGUUUCAGAAAACCCUGGAACAAACUCCUAGGGGCUAUCUCACUUCCUUUGAGAUGUUUAACAGAACUUAUAAGCUCUACACACAUAGUUACCUGGGAUUUGGAUUGAAAGCUGCGAGACUAGCAACUCUGGGAGCCCUGGAGACGGAAGAGACUGAGGGACACACUUUCCGAAGUGCCUGUCUACCAAGAUGGUUAGAAGCAGACUGGAUUUUUGGGGGCGUGAAAUACCAGUAUGGUGGCAACCAAGAAGGGGAGGUGGGCUUUGAGCCCUGCUACUCAGAAGUGCUGAGGGUGGUCCGAGGAAAACUUCACCAGCCAGAUGAGAUCCAGAGAAGCGCCUUCUAUGCCUUCUCUUACUAUUAUGAUCGAGCUGUUGACACACACUUGAUUGACUAUGAAAAGGGGGGUGUUUUAAAAGUUGAAGAUUUUAGAAGAAAAGCACAGGAAGUGUGCGACAACUUAGAAAACUUCACCUCAGGCAGUCCUUUCCUGUGCAUGGAUCUCAGUUACAUCACAGCCUUGCUGAAGGAUGGCUUCGGCUUUGCAGACAGCACCGUAUUACAGCUCACAAAGAAAGUGAAUGACAUAGAGACCGGCUGGGCCUUGGGUGCCACCUUUCACUUGCUGCAGUCUCUGGGUAUUUCCCACUGAGGCCAAGCCUUUGCCAACCACCUCUUCAAAGGGAGAAGGAGAGAAGACUCCGUUGUGUUCCGAGGUAAUCUGGAAACCACCUGGAUUGAAACCCAGCAGCUGGCUACAUCAGGAGGAGGGAGCUUUUAUGGACAGGUCUCGAGAUUUGAGCUUAAUUAAUUUUACACAUCUACUAUGAAUUGUUAUGUAACCAUUCUGCUUGUACGGCUGGUACCAGAGUCUAAAUCUUUGAGCAUGCUUGUGCUUCCCAGAGAGCCAAAAUGAGUAGCUUUGGAACUUAACCUUGGAGAAACCAGGGACUCACUUCAACCCUUUGAGUGCCUCAUUUCUUUGAACAUUUUCAUUUUCCUCUUACAUGCUGAACUCAGCUGACUGAUUGCAUUCCCAUGGCCUAUCAACACCAGUAUUUUUUCCCUCCCUGCACAUUGCCCUGUCCCACCCUUAUCACACCCCCUUCCUACGAGAGGAGAAAAAUCUGGCUUGGCUUUUCAUGUUAAUUCAAGGGGAAAGUAAGUUACCACCUCUGAGGUUGUGUGGUCCUGCUUUGUACUAGUUCCAAUCAGCCAGCUGAGAGCCAUCCUGACUCUUUGGAGGAUGGAAAGCAACUUCUGCCUGCUUGGAUUCCAGCCUUAAGAAAGGAGGCCACCCAGUCUCUGAGGACGGUUUCAGAGGGUGUGGCUGCCUGGCAGAGGCCACCUUCUUUUAAUCGGUUUUUUAUAAGUUAACUGUGGGAUUAAUGAACACACCCAGCCUUACAGGAGUAUGUGUUCAGUGCCAGAGCCUCCUUCCAGGCUGUGUUUGUCAUCCUAGACUUUUUUUUUUGUAUUUCUAAGAAAUACAUCUAUACCCUAGCUUUGGUCUGUGGUCAGAGGCCUCUGGCUGUGCCGUUCAGGGAUCUGUAUUUUGAUUACAGCUCCUUUCAGUUUUUUUAUUCUGCUUAUAGCAGUAUCUCCUCCUGCCUGGCCCUGGGUCGUUUUAGUUAACAUCUAAAUUAUUUCUCUAGUUCCAGGGUUUCUGAUACCCUUUCUCAGUGAUAACCUAACAUUUGGUUUGGUUGGCCAUUUCAGUUUGAAUGCUCUGAGCUCUUCAUUUUGUGAAUUAUUUUCCACAAAAUCCAUUAUCUUGUACUUCCCCACAUGACCAUCACCUGCUCGCCUACCCACCUGAGUGCUCUUGGGCUUUAAAGAUCUUCCUGGGGACUGGCUCAUUCAUCGUGGCCCUUUACCCGCAGCCGCUUCCCGGCGGGCACUGGAUCUCCCACACUUGGAGCCUCCGCAGCGCCCGUCCUCCCCUCUCACAGGAUGCUCAGUACCUGGCCUUCACACGAGUUGCUGGGAACCUUAUUUUUUAAGUUUUUCCACUGAGUCAACAAAUAUUUAACAUCUGAUGUGCAACUAACUAGGCAAAUUUCUGUAUCCUCCUCCCCCAAAUUUUAGUUUUUAAAAUUCAAUGUGGAAUUUCUUCACUUUUCACACUUUCAUUAUACCAAGGUCCCCUUUAUACCUAUUGUCUUCCUCAAAAAAUGUUAAUACAUAAUGAAAUAGAAUCUUUAGAGUUGGAAACAGCCUCAAGAUACAAUCCAGUAUUCUAAGUAUUGCAGAAUUCCUGUAACAUCUCUAGCUGGUUCAGCUUCUGGUUAGGUGUAUUUUGGAGCAGCUCAGUCCAUCUGGCACCACACUGGUGGUACAAAAACCCCCCUACACUGAGCUGGACUUGCCUUCUCAGUGGUCUUCUCGAAUCCCUCCUUUCACAGCUGUUGAAUCUUUUGAAGAAAAUUUCUCCAAGUACUUUGUGGCCUCUUUGAUUUAACACAUGGCUCCUAGACCCCUUACCUUUUUUGUCACAAAGGCAGAGGGCUAGAACCAGUUACAUGCUACAUACUGUUCCCCAUGAGUAGGGAGCGACCAGUUUCUCUAAUGGAAACCGAGCUGUUUUCCCAAGAGGUCAGCUGUGUUCACCAAAAACACCUGCAGCUUGGUGAGUCCCUGGUCGUCGUCACAUUUUUUUUCCUCUGAAGCUUGUCUCAUCAACACAGGCUGCUUAGACUUCUUUGGUCAUUCCAGGUACUUUCAGAAUUCUUGGACAGAUGCAUUAACUUCAGAAAUGUAUCUACAUAUAUUCUGAAGCCUUGAGUAGAGCACUUGGAGAAUUAACCAGUUUAUCCAUUUUAGAACCAAUUUAGAAUAAGAAUUUUUAUUUCUUAAGAGAAAAUGACUUCUCUAUGUCCUUUCUGCCCCUUAAUGUACCUUUUGGACCUCUUACUAAGUAAUCCUGUCGUGUCCGAUAUUGCUGGUUAAGUUUUUCUGUGUGUUUAUGUGUUUCGGGUCCUUAGGACGUGGCCUGGCACGUAGAUGUGUUUUUCGUCGUCCUCAUGUGAAGGGCAUCCUGUGUAGGUUAUGGAGGUCCUUGCAAGGUGUGCCUUACAGUUCUUCCUAUCUUGCCUGAUUUUAUUAGCAUACUUUUGGAGAGUUCAUGUUCUCCUUACCUGGGUAACCUUUCAGUUUUUUUGGAAGAUGGCCCUUUUUCCCCCUGUAGAUGACCUGUCUAGACUCUACUAGUAGUCACGGGACUUUCACAGCAGUUGCCACCUUCGAUUCUAGGAAUAUUUUUCCUGAGACUCCAGGAAUGUUUGUGACAUUGUCACUUUUUUACUCUAGUAUCUUAUAAAUUUUCUACAUUUGUCUGAAAAACUCCCCUGUAAACUGUUUCUUCUCAUUUCAUCAUCAAAGCAGACUUUUGGGCAAAAUGUUCUUUACUGUAUAGGAAGCUAAUGGAUCUAAACAUCUCUUCAAGAGGCCUCUCUGGUACUGUGAAGCAGGCCUUCUCAAAUACCCUGGCGCCCCCAGCAGCCCCCAGUCUGAAAGCAAAUGAACAAAUUCUGCUGCUAAGUAGAUUUUCCCUUUUGAUGUGGUUCCUGACUCCAGUCUUCAAACUGUGCAGUGAAAUUACUGUUUUAUUACUUGACAGACGGAGUCCCAGAGAGGAACCACAAAUAAAACAGAUCUGGUGCCGGGAUACGGAAGUAAUAAUGAGCAUUAGUAAGAUCUGGUUUUCUUUUCAGAAAGUCCAGUGCGCCUAUAAUAAAGGUUAAAGCAAUUUGUUAAUUUUAAAACAGCAAUUCUCACAAACAUGCAUAAAUUGAAUAUUUCUAACUCUUUAUGAAAAGAAUUGUAUAAAUUUGUGACCAGCAUUUUCAAAAAAACUGUAUAAAUCUUUAGAUUGUUAACAAAUAAAAAUGAAUGAUAUAGCACCAUAACAAUUUGUUUUAGUAAUAAAAAGCUCUUUUCA